AUGUUGAAAAACUGUUUCGAAAACCUAUUUAUAUUUUCUCAGCAGUUUUUAAAAAAUUAUUAUAAAAUUAACUAUGAAAUGCUAAUCAUUAAAAGACCAUGUUUUAACAGUAAUAUAAUUCAUAAGGAACACUGGGGGGGGUAUCAUCAUAUUAAUGAUGUACAUCUGCAUUUUUUAAAAUAUAAAUUUAGCUUUAUAUUAAAUAAUAGAAUAAGUACAAAGAGAAGAAGAUAUUUUAAAAUACGGAAACAUCAAAAGAAGAAGUACAAAAAAAAAAGAAUGGGCUUAUCUACCAUCCCAUGGAUACCAACAAAAGAAAAAAUCAGAACAUAUAAAUUACCAAGACAGAGUAAACUAAUCAAUAAAAGAUUCAUGAGAGACAAUAAAGGAGGUCGAAGAUAUCGUUUGAAAAAGCAGCGAUGA
Messenger RNA from Plasmodium malariae, 423 nucleotides. RefSeq names its product conserved Plasmodium protein, unknown function. Lineage: Eukaryota; Apicomplexa; Aconoidasida; Haemosporida; Plasmodiidae. The record is from RefSeq and is a predicted model, not a curated record. Bases 1 to 423 code for a protein of 140 amino acids. The transcript has a single exon.